Molecule: messenger RNA, 3720 nt
Organism: Erinaceus europaeus (western European hedgehog)
Lineage: Eukaryota; Metazoa; Chordata; Mammalia; Eulipotyphla; Erinaceidae
Gene: GLRB
Product: glycine receptor beta
Exons: 10
Coding region: 177-1670 (497 amino acids)
Biological process (GO): chloride transmembrane transport; signal transduction; chemical synaptic transmission
Cellular component (GO): postsynaptic membrane; synapse; neuron projection
Molecular function (GO): neurotransmitter receptor activity; transmembrane signaling receptor activity; extracellularly glycine-gated chloride channel activity
Source: RefSeq, a predicted model, not a curated record
GCGCGUCAGCCCGGCUCGGCGGUGGCGCGGGCGGCGGGGACGCAGCGGCCCCCGCUCUGCGCCCGCCGCACCCCCCGCGGUCACCGCCGUCUGGGCCGCGGGGCCGCGGCUUCCUGGUCUGGCGGCUGCAGGCGGGGGCGCGUCGGGAUCAAUCUUCUGAAGUUUAACUUCUCAAGAUGAAGUUUUUAUUGGCGAUUUCCUUUUUAAUUUUAAUUUCUCUGUGGGUUGAAGAAGCGUAUUGCAAGGAGAAGUCUUCAAAGAAAGGGAAAGGGAAAAAGAAGCAAUAUCUUUGCCCAUCACAGCAGUCAGCAGAAGACCUUGCCCGUGUACCUGCCAAUUCAACUAGCAAUAUCUUGAAUAGACUGUUGGUCAGUUAUGACCCCAGGAUAAGGCCAAACUUCAAAGGUAUUCCUGUUGAUGUAGUAGUCAACAUUUUUAUCAACAGUUUUGGAUCCAUUCAAGAGACAACAAUGGAUUACAGAGUUAACAUCUUCCUGAGACAAAAAUGGAAUGACCCCAGGCUGAAGCUCCCCAGUGAUUUUCGGGGCUCAGAUGCACUGACUGUAGAUCCCACAAUGUACAAGUGUCUGUGGAAGCCUGAUUUAUUUUUUGCAAAUGAAAAAAGUGCCAAUUUUCAUGAUGUGACCCAGGAAAAUAUCCUCCUCUUCAUUUUCCGGGAUGGAGAUGUCCUUGUCAGCAUGAGGUUGUCUAUUACUCUGUCAUGCCCAUUAGAUUUGACCUUGUUUCCCAUGGAUACACAGCGUUGCAAGAUGCAGCUGGAAAGCUUUGGCUACACAACUGAUGAUUUAAGAUUUAUCUGGCAGUCAGGGGAUCCUGUUCAGUUGGAAAAAAUUGCCUUGCCUCAAUUUGAUAUUAAAAAGGAAGAUAUUGAAUAUGGUAACUGUACAAAAUACUACAAAGGCACUGGCUACUAUACAUGCGUGGAGGUCAUCUUCACCCUAAGAAGACAGGUUGGUUUUUACAUGAUGGGUGUGUAUGCCCCAACCCUGCUCAUUGUGGUUCUCUCCUGGCUUUCCUUCUGGAUCAACCCAGAUGCCAGUGCUGCCAGAGUGCCCCUGGGUAUUUUCUCCGUGCUCAGCUUGGCCUCAGAAUGCACAACCCUCGCUGCCGAGCUGCCCAAAGUGUCCUAUGUGAAGGCCCUUGAUGUCUGGCUCAUUGCCUGUCUUCUCUUUGGCUUUGCUUCACUGGUGGAAUAUGCUGUGGUCCAGGUGAUGUUAAACAACCCCAAACGAGUUGAAGCAGAAAAAGCCCGAAUUGCUAAGGCCGAGCAGGCAGAUGGCAAAGGUGGCAAUGCGGCUAAGAAGAAUACUGUGAACGGUACGGGGACUCCCGUCCACAUUAGUACUUUGCAGGUUGGAGAGACCAGAUGCAAAAAGGUGUGUACUUCCAAGUCUGAUCUGAGAUCAAAUGACUUCAGCAUUGUUGGGAGCUUACCAAGAGAUUUUGAAUUGUCCAAUUAUGAUUGCUACGGAAAGCCUAUCGAAGUCAACAAUGGACUUGGGAAAUCUCAGGCUAAGAACACCAAGAAACCUCCCCCUGCCAAACCUGUUAUCCCAACAGCAGCCAAGCGUAUCGAUCUUUAUGCGAGAGCACUGUUUCCUUUUUGCUUCCUGUUCUUCAAUGUUAUAUACUGGUCUAUAUAUUUAUGAUACAUCCUCUCCAUUCGUACAAAAUGAAAUCCCAUCUCGUUGUGACCAGUUGAAUUCAUACAUGCCAAUCUGUGAAAUUCUUUGCAUUUUCAUAAUGGUCUGUUGCAUCUGGGAUGCCGUUUGAUUGUAACAAAAAUGUUGCACCUUAAUUCGGAAUGGCGGCAUGAUCCUUGUUAUGUCUGUGCUCUUAUACCGAUGUACAUAUGUAUAGCGAACAUGCUGCUUUAGGAAGAAAUGAAAUAUACGCUUACUACAUAAUAUGAAUCCAAGCACUUCUUUCCAGUUAGUAUAAAUUGCAAAUACUUCAAAUAAUAAAAUGAUGUGCACGCUGAAUUAAUUCUGUUGUGACCAGCAUUCUAAUAUAUGUAGUACUUCCAGUUUCCUUCCCUGUAAUAUUCAGAGAAUGCCAUUUGAUUCCUGUAUACUUUUAGAAGGUGUUAUCACAACCUACAAAAAAUUGUAUUACAUGUUGUUUUAACUUCGUGAGUAGAAAUAUAUCUGUUAUAAAUACAUGGGCUCUGUGGAGAAAUAAAGAUAAAAAAAUUACUAGUUUGUAAAAUCAGGCUCAUUUUGAAGUCUGCUUAUGUGAUCAAAAUAUUAGAUAACAAAAACACAGUGAGCAUUUUUAAAACAGUAGAAAUCUGAUUUACAUAAAUUCAUACUGAAUCCUAACAUCUGAUAAAAACAUAGCUAUAUUAACUAAAUAUUUCUGAUAAAAGAAACUCUAUUUAGUCCAUCUUAAAAUCUUAAAUAUAUUUUCAUGGAUUUCAUUUUGUUGAUAGAAUAUACAAGAUCAUUGUGCCUUAAAAAGAGUCAUAAAUAAGUAAAGUUAGAAUAUAUUAAUUAAUAUAUUAUUUUCAUCAUUUUCUAAGAGACCAAGAGGAAUAUGCCCUGGUGUGAGGAAAAGCAGAUUGAAAAAAAUCAUAAUCAUUAAAGAAUUUUUACUUUUUUAUUAAAAUACAUAUUUUAAGUACAGUGGAUUUUUAUCUGCUUUUUAUUUUUUAAUUUAAGUAUUUAUUGAAUUCAUUACAAAAUAUUUAAAGACUAGUCAUAUUUAUGUACUAGUACUCACUACUAGUAUUUUUCUUCCUGAAAAUCUAGGCUACUAAUUUAUUUACUUUGAUCUUUCUCUGUCACUUUCUGGUCUAUGAAAAUCUAUUUCUUAGUAGUGAAAUGUACCUUAUUACGUCAGGCAUCAUUGAAAUUAGAUUUGUGAUUCAUACUAACCUAAGUAAAAGGCCAAGUAAGUAUAUAACAUUAUUUGGAGGGUUUAGUUGCGGCUUUUAUGGUCAAUCCAAUAAUGAACAUUUAGAUAGUGUUUAUGACACAAUCAUUAAUGCUGUUUUUUAAAAAUUAUAAGUUUUAGUAUAUUUUCUCUCAUUGCUAAAUUAAAAGAGAGAGAUAUGUGAUCUAUUUACUGUAAUCUCCCAGUCCUUUUUAGUUGCAAAAGAUCAGACAUUUGAAUUGGUAUUAAAUGCUCCCUUCCUAGCUCUGUUGGUGGACUUUAAUAUCCUGCUAGGAUUCAAGGCAAUGGCAUUUUAAUGAACUAUGAUAAAAAAGUAUAUGGAUAAAUCAUGAUAAUUUUAUUUAUAAUAAUUGUGUUUGCUUUUGAUCUGUCUUUUUCUUGCAAGUUUCGUUCUUAGUAGGGAGUUUGAUUUAAAUGCAGAGUUUUAAGUAUAAAAUGCACUUGACAGAAGACAGUUCUCAUUAGAUAAUUUGUUGAAAUUGAUGUGAAUGAAUUCUUUUCUGUAAUAUAAUAUUAUAGCAUUUUUAUUUUAAUACCCAAACAGACAUAAAUAACUAUCUCAGUACUCAGUAUGUAUAUAUAUAAUGACAAUUGGAAAAUUAGACAGUUGUUAUAACAAGUACAACUAUUGUCUACUAAUAAUUGCUUUAUGACUGCUAUCAUAAGGAUCUAGUUACUUAAUGCCAACAUGGUUAUUAUCAUGUACAUUAAAUAGUAUGCAUUUCUCUUUAGGAGAUUUGCAGUAUAUCUACCUGAAUAUCUCAAAUUCAGUGUCUUCAAAAUAAAAAUGAUCUUCUCCUCACA